AUAAUGGAGAUAUUCAAAAAGGCUGAAACCGUGCGUUUGCGUAGCUACCACGACAAGUACCUUCUAGCAGACGACGACGAAGAUUCCGUGAACCAGGACAGAGACGGACGUUGCAUGAACGCCAGAUGGACGGUGGAGAUUCUAGAAGAGGCAAACGUGAUCCGUCUCAAAAGCUGUUUUGGAAAGUACCUGACCGCAUCAAACAUGCCAUUGUACCUCGGCAUGACCGGCAAGAAGGUAACGCAGACGCUGCCACGGCGUCUAGACUCAUCAACUGAAUGGGAGCCCGUUAGAGAAGGGGUUCAAGUUAGGCUCAAGACAAGGUAUGGGCAGUACCUUCGAGCUAAUGGAGGUUUACCACCAUGGAGGAACUCAGUCACACAUGAUGUUCCUCAUAGGUCAUCCACACAGGACUGGGUUUUGUGGGAUAUUGAUAUUUUGGAAAUCAGAAGGAAGAAACCACCACAGCCUAUUCUCCCGCCUCCUCCACCACCACCAGAGGUUCUGAUGGCAACAAAAGAUGAUCAUGCUGAUGCCAAUUCACCCACAGGAUUCACUCUCAAGUCCCCAAGAUUUUCUAAAACAGAGGCUGAUGAUAGGGUCAGCAGCGUCAGCUCACCAGGCAAGGCAGAUGGGAGACUGAUUUAUUACAGGGUUGGGGAUGAAGAUGGGAACGUGGAUGAAGGAGGGAAGGAAGAGCUUUUCUGUUUCAAGGGACUGGGACUAGAGGAGCUGAAACAGAAGCUUGAAGAGGAGACAGGUCUGAGUGAUGUAUCAAUCUGUUCCAAGAACCCUUUAAACGGGAAGUUAUAUCCACUCCGUUUGCAUCUCCCUCCCAACAACUCAAAGAUGCAUGUCGUCUUGAUCCCUUCCUCUUCUAAAGGUCAGUUUUCUUUACUAAGGUUACCCUCAAUCAUAUGUAUAUAUAUAACUGAAGAGAUUUUGGUUUGUGAAAUUCUGCAGGGGAUGAUGAUGCAAGCACUUCUUGAAGCAUUGGUUACAGAGAGUUUGUUGUCCAAGACCAUAAGGUUUUUGGUUUCUGCUGCUGUGUAUUUCGGUAACAUGCUGUAAUAUCAGCAAAACCUUUUUACUUGAGUACAUAAACUUGAUUGCUGUAAAGAAUCUAUAAUCAGGAUGUAUGUGAAAAUCCUACCUAAGUAACCAAAAAUAUAACAUUCAGGAAGAUAUUAUGCUAAAUAUUUUCAUAAGGCUUCCUAUCUAUUUCUUGUCUAUAAGCUUCUCUUUAUUUUCUACCUCAU
This is a messenger RNA of Raphanus sativus (radish), 1259 nucleotides long. RefSeq lists its product as uncharacterized. Lineage: Eukaryota; Viridiplantae; Streptophyta; Magnoliopsida; Brassicales; Brassicaceae. The record is from RefSeq and is a predicted model, not a curated record. The coding region runs from base 4 to 1071 and encodes 355 amino acids. The transcript has 3 exons.